AUGUCCAAAACGCAUACUAAAAAAGAAACCAAAGUGAGCGACGACGGUACUGUCCAUACAAUAAUUACCACUACUACCACUUAUUCGGGUUCUGGCUCGGGAGGCUAUAAUUCAAAUUUUAACUCCUUCUUGGCCGAUAGUAACUUUGAAAACUUUGAUAGUGCCAGUGAUCUCCUAUCACACUUUAAAAAACUUAAACGUGUAUCUUAUAAUAAACCUGAGCAACCGCCUCAUUUGCCAGAAGAAUAUACUUUACACGUAAAACCAACACAACAAGUUGAAUAUCUCAAAUCCGAUUGCACUGGAAAAAAAAGAGCUCUUUUGAUCGGAAUAAAUUACUUUGGUACUCAAUAUGAAUUGAAUGGCUGUAUCAAUGACGUCAGUAAUAUCAAGAAUUUCUUGAUAAGUCAUUUUAAAUUUAAAGAGUCGGAAAUUAUGGUUUUGACUGAUGAUCAACACGAUCCAUCGAAAAUUCCAACAAAAGAAAAUAUGCUUAGAGAGAUGAAAAGACUUGUUCAAAAUGCCAAACCACACGAUUCGUACUUUUUCCACUACAGUGGUCAUGGUGGUCAACAAGUAGACGAAGAUGGAGACGAAGAAGACGGUUAUGAUGAAACAAUCAUGCCACUUGACUUUAGAACAAAGGGACAAAUAAUUGAUGAUGAAAUGCAUCAUAUAUUGGUGGAUAGUCUCCCUGCUGGGUGCAGAUUAACGGUGGUAUUUGAUUCAUGUCAUUCUGGCACCGUACUUGAUUUGCCAUACAUGUACUCAACUCGUGGUAUGUUAAAACAACAAAUAUUGCAACAUGCCGUCACGAAAAUCUUUCACGGUGACUUUAAAAAUGCUACUUCGGAAGCAAUUACGGGGGAAAAAAUUCGCAGAAAGAAUCUAGUAACUAAAUCAAGUCCUGCUGAUGUUAUUAUGUUUAGUGGGUGCAAAGAUGAACAAACUUCUGCAGAUGCUACUAUGGGUGGAACUGCCACUGGCGCUAUGUCAUAUGCUUUGAUUACUACGUUAAAAGAAGAUAGUAAUCAAACAUAUCAUUCAUUGUUGAAUAAUAUAAGAAACAUUCUUCACGAUAAAUAUUCUCAGAAACCACAAUUAAGCGCGUGA
Cetraspora pellucida is the source of this 1113-nucleotide messenger RNA. Lineage: Eukaryota; Fungi; Glomeromycota; Glomeromycetes; Diversisporales; Gigasporaceae. The record is from the annotation of a GenBank genome assembly.